AUGAAAUACGCAACAACAAACCUUAAGUUACAGUGUUACACAGAAAUCAGAGGUGAGAAACAGAAUUCCAGCCGAACAGCAGUACGCGAAGGCGAAGAUAUCUGUCUGGUGGGACAUAGAGAACUGCCAGUGUCGAUUUCCGCUUACGGCGACACCAAUCGGAUCCCUGCGUCUGUGCAGCAAGGCCUCAACAGUACCGGCAUCUCUUUGAAUCACGUGCCCGCCGGUGUGAAAGAUGCAAGUGACAAGAAAAUAUUGGUAGACAUGUUAUUUUGGGCAGUAGAUAACCCUGCCCCAUGCAAUUAUCUGUUAAUUUCUGGUGACCGGGAUUUCUCAAAUGCAUUACAUCAAUUAAGAAUGAGGAAAUACAACAUUCUUUUAGCUCAACCUCAGAAAGCUUCCAUAUCCCUCCUUGCUGCUGCUAAAAGUGUAUGGCUAUGGACCAGUCUUUUGGCCGGAGGUCCACCAAUAACUACCGGUGAAUCACCCACACCUGAUACCACCUACAACCACACUCCACCUUCUAACUCACUACAUACUCCAGCUCCCGAGUCAACUCAUAUGCAUCAACCCUUUGACAACCACAUGUAUCCACAUCCACAUCCCCAGCAAUUUGCAAAUAUGGCAAUGCCUCCUAACUAUCUUUCUCAUCUUCAAAGGGCCAUCCAAGAGGCCAAUUAUAUGGAAGAAAAAACCCGUUUAUCUUCAAACCCGGGUGAGAAACGAAAAUUUGAAGGAAAGAAUCCUAAGAAGGGAGGGAUUCCUCUGUGUCUAAGUUGUAACAAAUAUCAUUCGGGUGAGUGUCAGUGCCCACGAUGUUUCCGAUGUGGACAGUUGGGUCAUAUAAGCACUGACUGCCCGAAUAAAGAAAUUACGUGUUUCAGAUGUGGUGAAGGUGGUCACAAAUCUGACACGUGUCCAAAGAAAUAUGUUGCACCUAAGAAAGCUAAUAAGAAAAAAGUGUCCCCCAUAAAAAAAGAAGCGAGUGAUGCUUCACGAUGUUACCUCUGUGGGAAUUUGGGUCAUAAAAGAUCCAAUUGCCCGAAUGAAGGUCAACAGGUAACAUGUUUUGGAUGUGGUCAACUUGGUCACAAAGCUGGUGAGUGUCCAAAGAAUAAACAGAAUGGUGAAAGUAGUAAGAAAGCUGACACGAGUCCAAUUAAAGAAGAUGAUGGUUCAACUUCAAUUGCUUUAGCUAAGAAAACCGAAUUACAAUCCGAACCGCAGAUACAAGUAUUAAACAUGACUACCGCAGAAGCGGUGGUGGUGAUUCCUGAUGUCAAUGUCGUCUCCUCAGCUGUCCAUGUAAGUCAUGAAGAUGGAUUAUCUAGCCCUCCCUUCUGAGACUUAAGGUUUUCCUCAUACAAGACUUGCCUUGCCUUGAGUUGAAGUUUUCAAAAAGAUGUUCUAAUCUCUAGUUUGAACUGUUUGGCUUACCAUGGUUGUACAUUUUAAAUUUAUUGAACAAAAAUCUGCAGUUAUCUUAUGCUUCAUUUCUCUAUUUUUGCAUUUUUUUAGUUGAUUGACACUCUCCUUUGAAUUGAGAAAGUAUAUUUUAAUAUUGUGCUUUCAUUUUUUUCUUUUUCUUUCUAUUAAGACAUUGUGC
Lactuca virosa is the source of this 1606-nucleotide messenger RNA. Lineage: Eukaryota; Viridiplantae; Streptophyta; Magnoliopsida; Asterales; Asteraceae. The record is from the annotation of a GenBank genome assembly.